This is a messenger RNA of Argentina anserina (silverweed cinquefoil), 690 nucleotides long. Its product is annotated as U-box domain-containing protein 35-like. The coding region runs from base 1 to 669 and encodes 222 amino acids. The record is from RefSeq and is a predicted model, not a curated record. The transcript is spliced from 5 exons. NCBI's taxonomy places the organism in Eukaryota, Viridiplantae, Streptophyta, Magnoliopsida, Rosales, Rosaceae.
AUGGGAAUUAGAGGCCAAUCAACAUCAGAAAAGAGAGUGGCACUGGCAAUCGACAAGGACAAAGGAAGUCAAUAUGCUAUCAAAUGGGUUAUUGAUCAAUUUCUUACCCGGGGCCAAGCUCUUACAUUGCUCCAUGUUACACGCACACCAAAUUCUGCUCCCAACCACACCUUGCCUGCAGCUGGCGGCACGGUUUUGAUCUCUGACGUGACAAACGACUCUCAUUCUGAAGAGUUAUUUCUUCCAUACCGUGGUUUCUGUUCGAAAAAGAAUAUCAUAUGCAAUGAAGUCACAAUUGAGGAUACAGAUGCACCAAAAGCAUUGAUCAAAUAUGUUGUGGCAAAUUCAAUUGAGAUUUUGGUACUUGGUUCACCAUCAAGAUCCGGUCUUUUCAAAAGAUUCAGAACCACAGAUGUUCCAAGCACUGUGUUGAAAGGGGCACCGGAUUUUUGCAGUGUGUAUGUUGUUGGCAAAGGAAAGCUCUCACAUGUCCGAACAGCUACCUGUACACCCCGACUAAAAGCUCCCCCAAGUAAUCAAAUACAGCAACAACCUGGCAAAGUUUCUGGAUUAAAUGAUAAGCAAAUGAUGAGCCACCGCCAAACUAGAGAAUCAGAGAGGAUGCGUUAUCACCACCCUAGCAAGCUCGAUGAUUUUGAAAUUAAGUGAGUUAUAUAUAACGCAUUCAGA